This is a messenger RNA of Phoenix dactylifera (date palm), 1243 nucleotides long. Its product is annotated as pathogenesis-related thaumatin-like protein 3.5. The record is from RefSeq and is a predicted model, not a curated record. NCBI's taxonomy places the organism in Eukaryota, Viridiplantae, Streptophyta, Magnoliopsida, Arecales, Arecaceae.
CUCAAUUCGAGCUCGCAAAUUAGGCCCAUAUAUACGUGAGCACUUGCAUUGCGUGCUUCCAAGCGUAAUCGUGACCAUAUAUACGUGCAUCCGAGGCCUAUCUGAUCUAGUUAGCACCGAGUAACGACCCCACAAUUCUCUCCCCUUCCCUCCCUCUGAAUCAGAGUUAAGUAGCGCUCAUCAUGGAGACUCCUCUCCGGGGCCGCCUCUUCUUUUUCUUCUUCAUCGUAGGGGCAUUAUGGGCAUCCGAGAGGAGGGAGGCGGUAGCGACGGUGUUCACCCUCCAGAACAAGUGCCCCUACACGGUGUGGCCGGGCACAUUGUCCGGCAACGGCGCAGCCGUGCUCGGCGGUGGGGGCUUCGAGCUGCCACCCAACUCCGCCGUCUCCCUCACCGCCCCGCCCGGCUGGUCCGGCCGAUUCUGGGCUCGCACCGCCUGCGUCUUCCCCCCCUCGGGCGUAUCCGGAUCCUGCGCCACCGGCGACUGCGGCGGUGCCCUCCGCUGCUCCGGCGGCGGCGCCCCCCCUGUCACGCUCGCAGAAUUCACCCUCGCCGGCGGCGGUAAUGGCGCCACCAAGGAUUUCUACGACGUGAGCCUGGUGGACGGGUACAACGUGGGGAUGGGGCUGCGGCCGACGCCGGCGUCGAGCGGCUGCCAAUACGCGGGGUGCGUGGCGGAUCUCAACGGGCGGUGCCCGGCGGAGCUGCGGGUGGCGGGGGCGGCAGGGGAGACGGUGGCGUGCCGGAGUGCGUGCGAGGCGUUCGGGGGGCCCGAGUACUGCUGCACGGGGGAUCACGGGUCCCCGAACACCUGCGGGCCCACGCGCUACUCCCAGCUCUUCAAGGCGGCGUGCCCCGCCGCCUACAGCUACGCCUACGACGACGCCACAUCCACAUUCACCUGCUCCGCCGCCGACGGCUACCUCAUCACCUUCUGCCCCGAGGCCGAUGAUUAAUCGACGAUUUAGAUGUUUUUCAGUCUUUAGAUAAUGGAUUGAAAUAUAGAAAUAUACCAAAAGAAAAAAAAAACACUCGCGAUGACGGUGUGAUGCUAAAAGAAUAGCCCGUGACUUGUGGAAGGCCUUUGUUUUUUCACUUCACUUCCUUGUUUGCUCUGGUUUCAUCACAUGCGCUUGCUUCUGAUGUUUUUGUUUUUUUCUUUUUUUGGUAAUUUUUUUAAAAAAAUUAAUCUUGUAACGUCUCGUUACUUAUGACGGUAUUACACACUGGUUGACUGGUUGUA